This is a messenger RNA of Diaporthe batatas, 1294 nucleotides long. RefSeq lists its product as uncharacterized. Gene Ontology annotation, biological process: rRNA transcription. The record is from RefSeq and is a predicted model, not a curated record. Lineage: Eukaryota; Fungi; Ascomycota; Sordariomycetes; Diaporthales; Diaporthaceae. Gene Ontology annotation, cellular component: nucleosome. Gene Ontology annotation, molecular function: protein heterodimerization activity; DNA binding; structural constituent of chromatin. The transcript has 3 exons. The coding region runs from base 662 to 1072 and encodes 136 amino acids.
CUUGCCUGCAGGUCCCCUCCAACCCGACUGGACAAGACCAGAACGAGGUGGGUUUUGAAGCAUCUGGGAAAAUGGCAAGACUGACGGGUGACGGGUGACGGGUGACAGAGCAAGAGAGGUCUGGCCCAAAACGGAAAGGUCUGGUGGGCGGGGCGCUGCUGCAUCCAAUCGAAAAUCGGCGCCGUGCGAAUCCCUGCAAGCACACCCCAAAUCUCCCACCAGAAACGCUGCCACACUUUCCCUGCCUUGCCUGCCAAACAGGCUCGCUUUUGCCCUCCAAAAACUCGCCUUGUUUUUUUCUUGUCGUGCCCAUCACACUCUACCCGUCCCCCGUCCCUUUUCCACACCACGCCCGCGCCCGCGCCCGCGCCCACGCCCGACCUGGCCCAAAACGGGAAAGCACAGACCAGCCCUCCCGCACCCACGCAGCCGCCCGCCCCUUUGCAACCAGAAUCAGCCAGCAGCCCGAUCCACACCUGCCGCCACCUACUUAAAUCUCCAAUCCCCCACCCAUUCCCUCUCCCGCUUUCUUCCCUCUGCAUCCAUCCACCACUCCACCCCACCCACCCAGCCAACCACAACCUUCUUCCAUCAACACUUGCACCGCGUCUUGUCGCGUCAUCAAUCAAACUUCAAGAAGUCAUCACUUUUCAUCAUCACAAUGGCCCGCACCAAGCAGACCGCCCGUAAGUCCACCGGUGGCAAGGCCCCCCGCAAGCAGCUUGCCUCCAAGGCUGCCCGCAAGUCCGCGCCCUCCACCGGAGGUGUCAAGAAGCCUCACCGCUACAAGCCUGGUACCGUCGCUCUGCGUGAGAUCCGUCGCUACCAGAAGAGCACCGAGCUGCUGAUCCGCAAGCUCCCCUUCCAGCGUCUGGUCCGUGAGAUCGCCCAGGACUUCAAGUCCGACCUGCGCUUCCAGUCCUCCGCCAUCGGUGCUCUCCAGGAGUCCGUCGAGUCUUACCUCGUCUCCCUCUUUGAGGACACCAACCUGUGCGCCAUCCACGCCAAGCGUGUCACCAUCCAGUCGAAGGACAUCCAGCUCGCCCGCCGCCUCCGUGGUGAGCGCAACUAGGUUUUCUAGCCUACUUUGCACUGGGAUUUCUUGAUGGGUUGGUUUUUGGGACGGUCACGAUGAUUUUUUAACAGCAAUGCUCGGUUGACGAUGGUCAUAUCCACAGGGAAAGGGGAUCCAUGGCGUUCAGUUGCGAUGCUUUCUUGGGGCGGGUUGUACAUUAGAAUACGCAGCUAAUGGGACGCUGCCGCCGCCCGAUAUUGAACAGGGAAAUUCAUGAUC